UAGCUGUCAGUUUCAGAACUCGCGAGUACUCUUCCUAGAGACGAUCUGCAGUUUAAAGUCCUUCUCUAUGGCAUGGCAAGAUUGUAAACAGUGUGAGUUACUGUCUAGAUGCCUCACUUUUCUUAUAAUAAGUGGCAGGUUAGCCGAUGCGACUCUGUAGCAUAGAGAAUCACUUUGUACUUUCGAUGUUCUUGUUUGAUCGAGAAUGGUCAAAAAAGUUGUACUGCACUACUUCAGUAUGUAGCUGAAUGUAUGUCUGUUAAUUCAAGGACAACAUUUGUGUAUGUACAAUUCGUCAGGAUUUUGUCAUCCCGAGAAAGGUAGCUAACGGUUGAAAAUGGAUAAUGCCGUGCAGGUGCUUGUUAAUGUACUGGAAACGUACAGAGGCAGGGAUCGUUUGGUAUUCUUACCUUUUAGCUCCUGGCUGUGGCUAAACCGUCCUUGGAGCAGCUCCCUCACCAAGUUAAAAAUAUAAAAUAAAUUACUAAUAUGCAGUUGACGUAUUAAUCGAGGGCACGGAUACAGGUAAGAACUUUGUGUUAUGGUUGCCAGAUGGUUGGGGGACUCUUGAUUCAGAAGGGGGAUCAGAAGGCAGAGAUUGGGAAAAGUUUCUUGGAGAUUUCCUCACAGCUGAGCCACUGUAGAACUGUCCUGCGACUGUUCGAUGACCUCUCAAUGUUUGCCUACUCCAAGCAAUAUGGUCUGGGCGCACAGGAAGAAGACCAUGCCAUGAGGUGUCUAUCCAUUCUUACUAAUGUCGCUGAUCAGUUGUACUAUCCAUGUGAGCACAUUGCCUGGGCUGCCGAUGCACAAGUUAUCCACACAAAGUCUGACAAGUGGUGGCUGUACAGCACAGCAUUGUGGGGCAUUUCACUGCUUCUAGGAAUUUUACGGUCAUUGAGAGUUUUAGUUCUUCUGAAUAGAAAAAUGAAUGACCACUGUAAAAACAAGCAGUGUGGGUAAGAGAAC
Molecule: messenger RNA, 969 nt
Organism: Protopterus annectens (West African lungfish)
Lineage: Eukaryota; Metazoa; Chordata; Ceratodontiformes; Protopteridae
Gene: PEX11G
Product: peroxisomal biogenesis factor 11 gamma
Exons: 5
Coding region: 553-963 (136 amino acids)
Biological process (GO): peroxisome fission
Cellular component (GO): peroxisomal membrane
Source: RefSeq, a predicted model, not a curated record